GCUGUCAAAUAUGGAUAAAAUUUUUACUUUUUAAGCUAUUACAUCAAUUAUUAAUAUGAUCGCAAAGGAUUGGAUGAAACCAAAAAGUGAUCAAGAAAGAGACAUAAUGAUCCAAAAAGCUCAUAUUGCACGUAUAAUUAUUAUUUGUUCCUACUGUAUAAUGGGAGUACAGUGCUUCUUUGUCGUUGUACUGCCUGUUUUUGGAAUGUCAAUGAGACUGACUCCAAAUAUUACUGAUCCAGGAAGACCAAUGCCUUUUCAAACCCACUACUUUUAUGACAUAACAAAAAGACCACAAUACGAAUUGACAUUUAUUAGUCAAGUUAUCUCUGUAACUAUUGGUAUGAUGGCCUACACUGGAAUAGACAAUUUUCUCAGUCUUCUAAUUUUUCAUAUAUGCGGUCAAUUAAACAUUCUGCAGAAUCGUUUACAACAUUUGGAUAAAUAUAAAAAUUAUCAUAAAGUGCUAAAAUGCUGCAUAGCAAAACAUAUCCGUUUGCUUGGAGCUAUUGAGAUUAUUGAAAACACAUAUAAUACAAUACUUCUCUCUUUAUUUAUAUAUUUUGUUAUACUUUUCUCUUUCUAUGGAUUUCGGCUAAUUAGCCUAUUCAAUGAAGGAAAUAAUAUGUCGUUCACACACUUAAUCUAUUUCAUAUCCAGCGUUUUUAAUAUAUUUAUACAUAUGUGCUUAUAUUGCGUUCUUGGCGAAAUUUUGGUGGCUCAGUGCAAUAAUAUAUAUUAUGCGGCAUAUAGUAAUGAAUGGUACACUAUGGAUUCAAAAAUUAUAAAAGAUUUGUUAUUGCUAAUGACUAGAGGUUCUAAACCAAUCUAUCUCACCGUUGGAAAAGUAUUCCCUGUCACAAUGGCAACAUUCUGCGAUUUAGUAAAAACGUCUGUUGGUUACAUGUCCGUUUUGCAUACAACCAGGAGGUGAUAACAGAAGUAAGGAAAAUGUAAAGCUUUGCUAAUAUCAUGCAAUUUUUGAUAGAUAUAUAAUAGAACUAAACCAGUAUUAAUAUGUUAUUUGCAAAUAAAUACAUAUAUCUUAAUGCAUUAUUUGACAUUCGAAAUAUAAAACCUUUUAUUUUAUUUAAUAAUUGUAAAAAUGUAUUAAAUAAAAUAGAAAUAUUGUUUAAUUGAUUUUAAUUAAAAUUAAUUAAAAGAAUUGAUUAAUAAAAAUCAAAUAUGUUUUUUAAUCUACAAUUAAUAUACAUUUCAAGCAAAUAAAUUGUAAAACAUCUUAUAUUUUAUAUUAACCGUCUGCUUACAUAUUAUAUUUCCUUUUAAUUAUUGUUACACACUGAGGUUAGUGUAAUUCACAAACUUUGUCGACUUAUAAUAUAUUUUAGACUGAAUUUAAUUAUGUGUUUCUUAUCAAAACUCAAAAUUAUGAUAAUAUCGGUUAAAAAAUUGUAAAUAUUGAAAGAAAAAACAACUUUAAAAUAAAAUUUUAAAAAAGUAAUUUUUUCAAACACUUGUAUUAAAAAAAAAGAUGACAUAAUUUAAAAGGUAAUUAAUGAAAAGCAGAAAAGUUAAACUAAAAAGUCGAUUAUCAGUUUUUUUGUUUCAAAAACUAUAUUCGUUUGGCGACAUAAAAAUAUAAUUUUUCAUUGUCACGAAAAUGAAGUACAAUGUAUUCGGUUUUUUUAUAUAAAUAAAAGAUUACAAAUAUUUUAAUAAUCUAUUAUUAAUAAUUUUUAUUAAUUACAAAACAAAAAUGGUAAUAACAUUCAUUUAAACAAUUCAUUAAAAAAUUAUUUUACACUUUACAUUAUUUUACAUUGUUAUUUACAAGCUUAAACAAUAAAAUUAAAUAACUAAUUUAAAUUACUUAUGCUGCAUAGCAUAUUUUUUAGAUGCUGACGUAUUUAUGAUGCAAGGUUUACAAUGUCAGCAGGAGUAAUAAAUUAAAAAGCGGCAGUAAAUGGGCAAAUCUCAUUUCAUAUUUCUUACUUCUUACUCCUACUCCAUUACUCCUGCUGACAUUGUAGACCUUGAAUUACAUAUAGGUUUGUGGUUUGAUUGAUACAACACCUCGAGCUUCUUAGCUCGGCAUUGUUUCCGCGCAUCCUCUAAAAAAUAAAAUAAUAUGUUAUAUGAAUGCAAUAUAUAAUUAAAUUAUAAUGUUUUAUUUUAAUUUUUUAAUCAAAAUGUUACUUUUAAAAAUUGUUGAUAUUAGCAGUAAAACUAUGAUGCGUCGCCCAAUACUUUCCAGUAUUCACUUACACAUAAAAAUACUUUUUACACACAAAUUACAUUUUUAUAAAAGUAUUAUAUACAUAAAAGGUGAUAAACAAAUAGAAUCACUUUCACUUACAUUUUAAAUUUUUGUUUCUUUAUGUUUUGUGACGAUUCUUAUACUAUAGGUAACUACACAGUGUAUUUAAAAAAUUCCGGAACUGAUGUCAAUAAAAAAAUUCUUUCCCUCAAUUACUGAAAAAAAUUUUGUUUCAAAAAAUAUUUUCUUGGCUAAAAAUCGAAUCUGAACCUAAGGUAUAUCAAUAUAAAGUAGUAUCCCAUAACAACGACGGUUAUUGUGUGUGGAAAGUAUAUAUAUAUAUCAAGCUGAUAAAAUAUAUUUUCUGGACUUUGAGUGUAAGUCGAGUUUUGUAAUUGUUUUGUAUUUCUCAUUAAAGCAAAUUUUCUUAAAAAAACAAAUAGUAUUUCUUUUGCACGUACGAAUAUUAUAGGCGCACAAUUCCAUCCAAGAAAUCCAAGAAGAAAUCCGAAUACACGAAGCACAAGUGCAACAAUACACUAUAAAAUCUUACAAGUAAUUAUCUUGCCAUUUUAAAGCUUAUUUUAUUAUUUAGAAUAAUACUGUUAGAAUUAAGAUUAUAUAAAAUUGUAAACAACAAAGAAGGAAAAUAUCUGAUAGAAUAACUAUAAAAUGCUACAGCAGUUUUUAUCAACACAUAUAUUUUAAUGUUAUUGUAUAUAAUGUGUAUAAUCUAUUUGCUAUAUAAUUACAUGCUAUAGCCGACUUUUAUAAAAGUGAGUGAGAAUAUAUUCGUCUUUUUCUGCUAAUAUGACAUCCAUCUCUUAUUAAAUUUCUUGUCCGCAAAUGUUUUGUACGUUGUUCGAUAUUGAAGUGACGGAAACUUUAAAACGAGGGUGCAUAGUUAAUAUUCUCUGCUACAGGUUGACUGUUCUCUCCCUCUCUCUCUCUCUCUCUCUUCCCAUAAUUAUUAUCGAGAGUAUGCGAGAGAAAUGCUUUACUAAAUACGAGGUUACGUCGAUUCAUGAAAGAAAAACAGACGUCAGUCUAUAGACAACAUGCGACAUGGAAAGUUCAAAAUAUAAUGAAUACCGAGGUGUUUAUUGUCUUCAUAAUUAUAAUUGUAAUUAAAAAGUUUUAAUAUAAGUUUU
Messenger RNA from Monomorium pharaonis (pharaoh ant), 3369 nucleotides. RefSeq names its product odorant receptor 43a. Gene Ontology annotation, molecular function: odorant binding; olfactory receptor activity. The transcript has 5 exons. Gene Ontology annotation, biological process: sensory perception of smell; detection of chemical stimulus involved in sensory perception of smell. Lineage: Eukaryota; Metazoa; Arthropoda; Insecta; Hymenoptera; Formicidae. The coding region runs from base 56 to 934 and encodes 292 amino acids. Gene Ontology annotation, cellular component: plasma membrane. The record is from RefSeq and is a predicted model, not a curated record.